AACCAAACGUCUCACUUCCGAAUGUUUAUCCCUGGUCAAACACGCCCUUUUUCUUGGAGACGGAGCGGAUCUGGAACUGUGCGUGUUAAUGGGACCAAGCUACGUUUAAGUCUUAAAACUGAAACAGAGUAGGCUAGUAAAUGCCGUUAGAACGCUGCUUAAGUGAGAACAAAUAACUGGAUUUGAAGCGGAACCUUUUUUUCUUAUGUUGGAACGACUAGGCUAUUGGCCGACUUGUAAAUACUUGCUACCGGGAGUUUGCGCACCCAGCCGUAUGGUGAGGGAAUUCCAGUAGUCGCUGGUUCUCCUGACACCAACUUGGCACUCAGUAAACUGGUGACCCACCGGAGGGCUUGAGAUGACAGCCAACGAAAGAGGCAUCCGCGCGCUCAGGGAGCUUCUGCUAAAGCCCGGGAAUCAGGCCUGCGCUGACUGCGGUGUGCCCGGUCCAGAAUGGGGCUCCUGUUCAUUGGGUGUCUUCAUCUGCCUGGGCUGCUCUGGGAUCCACCGGAACAUUCCGGACAUCGGGAAAGUCAAGUCCCUCACGCUGUCCCGCUGGGAAGACUCGGAAGUGCAGUUCAUGGCAGAGAAUGGAAAUGCAGUGGCCAGGAGCCGCUAUGAGGCAGCGGUGCCGGUGUACUACUACAAACCUACUCACAAAGACUGCCAGGUCUUGAGGGAGCAGUGGAUCAGAGCCAAGUAUGAGAGGAGAGAGUUCAUGGAGGCUGGGAAGAAGCUGACCUACGAGGAGGCAAUCCGGGAUGGCAUGCUGAUGAAGAGGGGGCGGGACAACGGCCAGUUCCUCAGCCGACGAUUCGUUCUCUCUGAGAGGGAAGGAACAAUAAAGUACUACACAAAAUAUGAUGCUAAAGAACCAAAGGCGGUGCUCAAGGUAGACAACAUGAAUGCAUCUUUCCAGCCAGAGAAGAUCGGCAACCCCAACGGCCUGCAGAUCACGUACCUGAAGGACUACAGCACUCGCAAUAUCUUUGUCUACCAUGAGAAUAGCAAGGAGAUAGUUGACUGGUUUAAUUCUAUUCGAGCUGUGCAGCUUCACUACUUAAGUGUGGCCUUCCCUGGAGCCACAGAUGCUGAGCUGAGACCCAAGCUGACCCGGAACUUUCUGAAGGAGGGUUACAUGGAGAAGACAGGCCCCAGGCAAACAGAAGGCUUUAAAAAGCGCUGGUUUACCCUGGACCACAGACGCCUCAUGUACUUCAAAGAUCCACUGGAUGCCUUUGCCAAAGGUGAGGUGUUCCUUGGCAACAAUGAGCUGGGCUACAGCGCCGGCGCCGGCCUGCCCGCCGGGACGCACUGCAACGGCUCCUGGUACUACGGCAUCACCAUAGUGACGCCCGAGCGCAGCUUCCUGUUCACCUGCGAGACGGAGAGCGAGCAGCAGGACUGGCUGACGCACUUCAACAACGUGCUGAGCUCACAGAUGUCCCCGCAGGAGUACAGCAUGGAGGCUCUUUACAAGUACAAGAACUGAUGGAGCUGGACCCCCAUUCCUCCUUUCAUCAGCUGUGUGCAAGACUUGACCCCAGCUCAUCGUUCUUGACCUUUAACACUCAGGGGUCCUGGCAAAGGGUGAACUGUGUAUGAACCAAUCUGGUGUAACACUACUGAAAGCUUUAUUUCAUAUUCAACAGUCCAGGGCUCACUAUACACUAAAGUAUUUUAAGAGUUCUUUGUAUUCCAUUGUAGUCCAUUGUCAUUCGAAAAGGUGUUUUAUACAUUGUACUGUGGUAGAUUUGUAUGUUUUGUCUUAUAAAAUCAUGGCUUGGAACGUAUAGACUCAUGUCUGAAUAACAUUAUCUGUUUCCUUUUUAUUUCUACAUCACAAUUCUUUGUCCUUGGUUGCCACCUAGUGGUGUUUUUUAUGUCCACAACUUCCUGUUUGGUGUCAUUCUGUUGUUGAAUAAAGUAUCCCUUUUUGUUGGAUUAUCCCAUACAAUUUAUGAAUUAUGCCUUUAAUGUGGUUUUGUAUGUAUCUUGUAUGCCAGAACACACCAUCAGUAUAUGUAGAGGAGAGCAUGUCGGUGGGACUCACACAUUCAGUCUUUGUUUAUAAUAAAAGACUAGUUUCUUUUCCAUUU
This is a messenger RNA of Alosa sapidissima (American shad), 2099 nucleotides long. RefSeq lists its product as uncharacterized. Gene Ontology annotation, biological process: positive regulation of GTPase activity. Gene Ontology annotation, molecular function: phosphatidylinositol bisphosphate binding; GTPase activator activity. Gene Ontology annotation, cellular component: plasma membrane; intracellular membrane-bounded organelle. Lineage: Eukaryota; Metazoa; Chordata; Actinopteri; Clupeiformes; Clupeidae. The record is from RefSeq and is a predicted model, not a curated record. The coding region runs from base 359 to 1492 and encodes 377 amino acids. The transcript is spliced from 11 exons.